AUGGCUGUCAAUGUGUCUGUUGAUAAGGACACAAGUGUUUUUUUUGUCACUGCGCCACCCAACUGUGUGCUGGUCCCCAGAAGCUGUUCUCCAAGGAACAUCUCCACCUCCUUCUCCUCCGUCUCCCCCUCCUGCAGCAUUCCCAUCCCACUGUCCUCUGCUUCUGGCUCCAGGUGCAGCCCCCAAAGCUCCCUGGUGUUCUCUGAUGCCUCCUCUCGCCCCCCACUGCCGUGUGGAAGUGUCGUCCGCCGGCGGCUGCCCUCAACGCAGGGAGGCGAGGUGGGCAUGUGUUCAUCCCCGGUCACCCUGCGCAUGUCACACUCUCACAGGAACAGUGCCGUCUCGAUGAUCUCCACGUCGCCCGGCUCAGAAACCAGUUACAUGAUGGGCAGCUAUCAGUCCUUGCUCAGUGACAGUGAAGGCGACAGCCCCGAGUCUCUACUCCUCUACCGCACAUCCAGCUCCUACAGCGACGUGUCCAGGUCCUUGACCAGGCCGUUCACCAACAAGCCCUCGCCGACCGGCCCAUCACCACUCGGCCACUUCCAGGGGAUCCACAGCAGCCCUCACAGCAGCCCUGCCUCCCUGGCCGGUUCACUGACAGACAUCCCCGUGGUGUUGGUCAACGGAGCUCCAGAGCGGGAGCUCAGCCCCCAGUCACCUCCAGAGGCAAUGGUCCCAGGCGUACAGAUCAAGCAGAGGCCCAGCUCCAGGCCAUCCUCGCCAUCUCCCUCUCACUCUUUACAAGGCCAUUUCCAAGGCAACCAGCACUCCAUGAAGUUUGUCAUGGACACCUCUCAGUUCUGGUUCCGCCCACACAUCAACAGAGUUCAGGAGUGA
Messenger RNA from Salvelinus namaycush (lake trout), 840 nucleotides. RefSeq names its product tensin-4-like. The coding region runs from base 1 to 840 and encodes 279 amino acids. The record is from RefSeq and is a predicted model, not a curated record. The transcript has 4 exons. Lineage: Eukaryota; Metazoa; Chordata; Actinopteri; Salmoniformes; Salmonidae.